Solanum pennellii is the source of this 1521-nucleotide messenger RNA. Its product is annotated as endoplasmic reticulum-Golgi intermediate compartment protein 3-like. Bases 180 to 1238 code for a protein of 352 amino acids. Gene Ontology annotation, cellular component: COPII-coated ER to Golgi transport vesicle; endoplasmic reticulum. The record is from RefSeq and is a predicted model, not a curated record. The transcript has 12 exons. NCBI's taxonomy places the organism in Eukaryota, Viridiplantae, Streptophyta, Magnoliopsida, Solanales, Solanaceae.
UCUUUCUUGGUCUGUCGAUGCAUCUUUGUCGUCGUCGUUUUCUUUCUUCUCAGAAGAAGUUUCAGAGAUCGGAUUCUCCUUCUCUUCCCCCUGAGCUCUCUCAGCCUGCUUUUCCAUUUCCCUCUCUCGCUCACUCUCUCUCUCUCUCUUUCCUUUCAAGUUGUAGAAAAUAGAGAAAGAUGGGUGUGAAGCAAGUUCUAAGAGCCAUGGAUGCUUUUCCACGCGCGGAAGAGCAUUUGUUACAAAAGACUAAAUCUGGCGCCUUUGUUUCCAUUGUGGGGCUGGUUAUCAUGUCAACAUUAUUUCUGCAUGAACUGAGUUACUAUCUUAAUACAAUUACAGUUCACCAGAUGGCUGUUGACUUGAGACGUGGAGAGACUCUUCCCAUACACAUCAAUAUGACAUUCCCCUCUUUACCUUGUGAUGUUCUAAGUGUGGAUGCUAUUGAUAUGUCGGGGAAGCAUGAAGUAGACCUUGAUACAAACAUAUGGAAGCUUCGCUUGAACAGUGAUGGCCACAUUACUGGAACUGAGUAUCUGUCAGACCUUGAGGAGAAGGAACAUAAACAUGAUGAUCAUAAAGACCAUCACGAUGAUUCGGAUAAUAAAACCCAUAUGCAAGGAUUCGAUCAAGAUGCUGAAAAUUUGAUCAAAAAGGUCAAGCAAGCAUUGGCUCAUGGGGAAGGAUGCAGAGUCUAUGGUGUUUUGGAUGUCCAACGUGUUGCUGGAAAUUUCCAUAUAUCUGUUCAUGGGUUAAACAUUUUUGUUGCUCAAAUGAUUUUUGGAGGUACUACUCAUGUCAAUGUGAGCCAUAUCAUCCAUGACUUAUCAUUUGGGCCCAAAUAUCCUGGUGGUCACAACCCACUUGAUGGAACAGAACGAAUUCUGCGUGGAGCAAGUGGAACAUUCAAAUAUUAUAUUAAGAUUGUUCCCACUGAAUAUAGGUAUCUGUCAAAAGAAGUUUUGCCAACCAAUCAAUUCUCUGUAUCGGAAUACUUUUCUCCCAUCAAUGAGUUUGAUCGGACAUGGCCAGCUGUAUAUUUCUUAUAUGAUUUGUCACCAAUUACUGUGACCAUCAGAGAAGAACGUCGCAAUUUUCUGCACUUUAUCACUCGGCUAUGUGCAGUACUUGGUGGUACUUUUGCCUUGACAGGUUUCCAGGUUCUCCAGAUACAACAAGUUUCUUGCUCCAAUACACGCCUCUUAAAUCAUCCAUCUGCUUUUCUCAUCACUGGCUAAAAUCCAUCAUACGCCACUGAGUUGAUCUGAACACGUGCUUGAUUAUUCUUCUAGUAAUAGGAUCGGUUGAAGGCAAGAGGGCUCCUUCACGACAAGUUGCAUUUGCUCGGUCUGGAAUACCUGUGAUUAUCAUUGUUCAUGCCAUGUAAUAUUUCGCGCAUUAGUUAUCUAUGUUCUAGAGUCAACACUUCCUUUACUUGCUGAUUAUAACUGGCUUACUCAUGGUUAUGUUAGUUCCAGAAUAUACAAUUUCUGCAGCACGUAUAAAUGCCUACUGAACAGA